Molecule: messenger RNA, 4286 nt
Organism: Camelina sativa (false flax)
Lineage: Eukaryota; Viridiplantae; Streptophyta; Magnoliopsida; Brassicales; Brassicaceae
Source: RefSeq, a predicted model, not a curated record
UUUUUUUUUUUUUNGUUUCGUUCAUCCCUGUUCUCGCUCGACCUGGCGAUGUCGUCGUAACCAGGACAGAGACGCUCUCAAUUCGCAGAAUGUAACGUCGUUAAUCAUUCGAAUUCGCUGCUUCGUCUCUCUGGGUUUCGUCCUUUCACCUCCUCAUUCGAAUCGUUGAAACGACGAAUCGAAGAUUCCUUUUCUCUCUCUAUCCCGACCAAUCAACUGCUGCUGAGUAGCGUAGCAGCUUCUUGACCUAAACUUAACCCUAACUUGUUUCGAGGCGGCGUUAUCAUCAUGGAGUGGAUACCCAAAUCUAUUCCUUUUAUGGAAGCUUCGAAUUUGGCAAACGUGGUUUCAGGAAAUGCAACUCUUGAGCCACAUGAGAGACUUGUUUGCCAUUCUUCGCUAACUGAUGUAGAUAUGGACCUUAGAGAAGUCUAUUUCCUGAUUUUACAUUUUCUUUCUACUGGCCCCUGUGAACGCACCUUUGGGCACUUGAGAGACGAAAUUUUGGAGAAAGGGCUUUUACCCCGUAGAUAUCAUUCCUGGUGGUCAAGAAGUGGCACUUGUACUGGGCGUCCUGACGAUGAUGGCAUCUCCCUUCCGUUGAGUUAUGAUAAUUUGAUAGACAGGUAUCCUCAUAUCGAAAAGGAUCACUUGGUGAAGCUUCUCAAACAACUUAUUUUACCUUCACACAUGAGAGUUGAAGGAAAUGCUCCCAAUGCUGCUGAUGUUCCAACACUACUGGGAUCUGGCACCUUUUCACUUGUGGAUCAUAAAAAUAUAGAGUCUCAGAAAGCUAGGCAUGUUGCGUCAUACUUACGCUGGCCGCAUAUGCAUGCCGAUCAAGUGCGUGGACUAAGUCUCAGGGAAAUAGGAGGAGGUUUCAGAAAACACCACCGUGCUCCGUCCAUUCUUUCAGCAUGCCAUGCUAUUGCAAAACCAUCAACAAUGGUUCAAAAGAUGCAAAAUAUAAAGAAGCUCAGAGGACAUCGUAAUGCUGUCUACUGCGCUAUAUUUGAUCGUUCUGGAAGAUAUGUUAUCACUGGUUCUGAUGACCGGCUUGUCAAAAUUUGGUCAAUGGAAACUGCGCUUUGCUUGGCUAGCUGCCGCGGGCAUGAAGGUGACAUUACAGACUUGGCCGUUAGUUCAAACAAUGCAUUGGUGGCGUCAGCUUCAAACGAUUUUGUGAUCCGAGUGUGGCGGUUGCCUGAUGGAAUGCCAAUUUCUGUAUUGCGGGGCCACACUGGAGCUGUUACUGCAAUUGCAUUCAGUCCCAGACAGGCGUCUGUUUACCAACUUUUAUCGUCAUCAGAUGAUGGAACCUGUCGUAUCUGGGAUGCUAGGUAUUCUCAAUGGCUCCCACGAAUCUAUGUUCCAAGUCCAUCAGAUGCUAGCACUGGCAAAAACACUUUUACAUCUUCCAACAAAGCGUCCACGAGCAAUGCAUCUCAGAGUCAUCAAAUAUUAUGUUGUGCUUACAAUGCUAAUGGGACCAUUUUCGUCACGGGUAGCUCUGACAGCAAUGCAAGGGUUUGGAGUGCCUCAAAACCUAACUUGGAUGAUGCUGAACAGCCGACUCAUGAGCUGGAUGUUCUACGUGGCCAUGAGAAUGAUGUCAACUAUGUGCAGUUUAGUGGUUGUGCUGUGGCUCCAAAAUCUUCAACAGCUGAUACUCUGAAGGAAGAUUGUUACCCAAAGUUUAAGAAUUCCUGGUUUUGUCAUGACAACAUAGUAACCUGCUCUCGCGAUGGUAGUGCAAUUAUAUGGACUCCAAGAUCACGUAAAUUCCAUGGGAAAUCUGGACGCUGGAUGAAAGGAUAUCAUCUGAAGGUGCCACCUCCUCCACUUCCUCCACAACCUCCUCGAGGAGGCCCACGUCAAAGGUUUCUUCCAACACCACGGGGUGUAAAUAUGAUUAUAUGGAGCUUGGAUAAUCGCUUCGUACUUGCCGCUAUCAUGGAUUGCAGGAUAUGUGUUUGGAAUGCUGCUGAUGGUAGCUUAGUGCAUUGUUUAACUGGUCACAGUGAAUCGUCCUAUGUCUUGGAUGUCCAUCCUUUCAAUCCUCGUAUUGCUAUGAGCGCUGGCUACGAUGGGAAAACAAUUAUCUGGGAUAUAUGGGAGGGUAUACCAAUCAAAGUAUACGAAAUCGGGAGAUUUAAGUUGGUUGAUGGAAAAUUUUCACAAGAUGGGACAUCUAUUGUGCUUUCAGAUGACGUUGGCCAGAUAUAUUUCCUAAACACAGGACAAGGAGAGUCUCAAAAGAAUGCAAAAUACGAUCAGGCUGAUUUGGAGCAAUUAUCUUCUAAAUCUUUGGAGGAGCAUCACAGAGUGAUUGGUAUAUACUCAAGAGAGCCCGGUUCAAGUUCUGUAGAUGCAAAAGGUGAUUCAUGGUGUCAGGAUAUUCCGCAAUCUAUGAAUACUCCACAGAGAGAAAAGACAGAUAAUCAGAUGAUAAAAUCUUCAGAUCAAGACCAUAAUAUGUGCAAAGAUGAAGAUCUGUCAAGAGUUGAACCCUUGUCUGGUCAGUUGAGAAAUUGCGAUAUAGAUGCUUCUAUGGAAGCUGAUGAGAUUUUUCCAAAGAAAGUUCGACGACUGAGAUUAAAGCUUCGGCAUCCCAGCAGUCCUCUUAAACUAGAGCCUGCUGAAGUAGCAGAUGAUUUGGCAGAUGGUGGAGAUGGGUUUGCAUCCGUAGCUCCCUCUUCCAUGAAUCAUUUUAUGGAUUCUGAACCUGUAAUAGAUAAAGUUAGAGAUUCGUCUGCACAUGACUUUGAUUUUGAAGAAGCUACAGCUGAUGUGAUACGUAGGAAAAGAUCCAUGAGAAGUGAAUCUAGUACAAGAAAUAGCACAUUACGCACAAGGUUAGGCUCUGGAUCUGUAAAUGAAAUAAAGAAACAAGAAAAACCUUCCACGAGCGUGUGUGAUGGUGCGUCAUUUGAAGAAUGGCCUUCUACGAUCAAAGCUGCGUCCCGGUCAAGAUCUGCAAGCGCCGUCAAACAAAGUCACCAUACUGAAUUUAAGUUGAAUAAUAAUGCCUCACGAAAAAUUUCAUGGUUAAUGUUGUCUGAACACGAGGAAGGCUGCCGUUAUAUACCCCAGCUAGGUGAUGAAGUUGUUUACUUCAAGCAGGGUCAUCAAGAGUUCAUUGCAUCUAGCGAAUUAAAUGACAGUGACCGAAGGUUGCUUCCUCGAAACCUAGGAGCGGUAGAGAUUUGCAGAGUUGAGAAACUCAAUUACGAUACAUAUCGUGGUUCUGGCGAAAGCUGCUGCAAAAUGACCCUCAGGGUUCUGGAUUUUUCUUCAUCACAUGCCUCCCGCAAAGAGUUUCAACUGACGCUUCCUGAUCUCAUUAAUUUCCCUGAUUUUGUUGUUGAGAAGACUCGAUAUGAUGCUGCAAUUCAAACGAAAUGGGAAAUCGGUGAUGAGUGCCGUGUGUGGUGGAGAAAUGAAUCCGGUGAAGGCGGGGCGUGGUGGGAAGGUAGGAUUGAGUCUUCACAAGUUAAAUCCCCUGACUUCCCAGAUAGUCCUUGGGAAAGAUACAGAGUUGUCUAUGAAACUGGGGAGAGAGAUCUUCACAGCCCGUGGGAGUUUGACAAUCCCCAGUUUCCCUGGGAAAACUCUACCAUCGAAGAAAAGAAAAGAGAUAAGCUGCUUUCAUUAUUUGUUGGACUAGUGAAAUCAAUCAGCAAGCAUCAGGACAGCUAUGGGAUCCAAAAGCUAAACGAAGCUGCUCAAAAGAUGGAUUUCUGCAAUAGGUUCCCGGUUCCUUUAUACCCUGAGCUGAUUCACAAGAGACUAGAGAAUCAGUACUACAGAAGUAUUGAAUCGUUUAAACACGACAUGGAUGCAAUGCUCUCAAACGCGGAGUCUUAUUUUGCUAGGAAUGCACAUAUGCUUUCGAAGAUAAAGCGACUGGGAGAUAAAUUGACAAAAACGUUAAGAAAGCUGAUCUGAUGAGAGAAGGCAAACAACAACACUGGUAUGCGUCUUUUUAGUCCUUGCUGCUUCUGUAUCUUGUGAACACGCUAGGAUGCGGCAGUUAUUUUAUCUUUUUAUAUAAAAUUAUACUAGCGAAGAGAGUGUUAAAAGAAGAAAGAAAAAUUAGAAGUAUUCUCACUCUUAAACAAAAGAAGUCGGUUUUGUUUUGUAGUCACCCGACACAGGUUAAUGUAUAGUUUAGUUUUUUUAGUUCCCAUAAGACUAACAACAACAACAUGUCUGUCUGUCUGUAACAGAAAUUUACUCUUUUUGUCACAAGAAUGACAUCAUAAGUCUAAUUUUUAUUUUGAUUC